Haemonchus placei is the source of this 1551-nucleotide messenger RNA. The record is from the annotation of a GenBank genome assembly. NCBI's taxonomy places the organism in Eukaryota, Metazoa, Nematoda, Chromadorea, Rhabditida, Trichostrongylidae.
AUGAAAAGAGCCUAUCCCGAUGAGGAAGAUGAUGUUUCGUUACCCGGAAAGCUGAUGACGAAUGCGUUUCGGCUACAAUGCGAUGAUGCUGAACGUGAGCGACAACCGGAUUCGAAUGUUAUUGUCAAAUGGGAGGAGCUGGCGAGGAAGGUAGCAGCCACACUUAAGGGUGUGAAAUUAAAGCAUCAUUGUGAGUACAAGCAUUUGGAUUCAUGGUCAAAACGUGGAAUUACUCAUCCACUCGUGGAGUAUGCUAGUGCCAUUGAGAAAACAACAUCAAGCGUUUUAACUUACGAAUGGAAAGCACCUAAAGAGGUUACCAUUCUUAGCGAGUCAGCUAUCGAUUUGUUAUGCUCGAAUUGUUUUACCAUAAAUAUUUUCGUCACAUUGCCCGAUAGUCUAUUUGGAAAGAGGGAUUAUAUAAAUCUUAUUUAUCCGGCUAAACGUGCGCAUUAUAUGUGCAGUUCGACUGUUGCACUACGAAAGGCUUUCUGCGAUUUUGUUGUCGAUAUUGUGCCGGGUUUUGCCACUGACAAGCUUUUUCCUAACCUUCAAAUCACAGAUAAUAGUGGCUCAGGAAGGAUUUUGAUACAUUUUGGUGCUUCUGAAUCAGCGUUAGCGAAGCCUUCUCGCUUUUCACCGAACGUCUCUAACCUACGAGCAUCUACAAUUUAUGAGAAUAUUACAAGUAAAGAUGAAGAAGCUACUCCGUAUUAUAAUCAGCGAAUUUUGCGUACCGUACUUGAAUCGACGGUUAUACGUCGAGUAUCAGCAGAACUUCGGCACAAGGAAACCGUUACAGCAGCACUUGCCCUCGUGAAUCGGUGGUUUACAUGCCGAGGAUAUCAUGAGUUUGAUCCCAUCUUUCUGGCAUGCUUCAUGGUUAAGCUGCUAGAGGAGAAUGUUGUUGUCAAUCAGCAAGAUCUGCUCACCUUGCUUCGAAAUUUCUUUGUAGCCAUAGUCAAUUGGGAUAUUUCUUCUCCUACUGGAUUCCAUCCCAAUGAUCUCGAAGAUGAUGUGAUCUCAGCUCACCUUGCUAGUUUCCCUGUUGUUUUCCUAGAUCACACUGGAUAUUGGAACAUAGCGAGCGGAAUACCUAAGGAAUCGCUCGUGCUGGGUAAAGGCAGACCUGGCUCGGUCGCUCCUGGUUUUAGGAGAUUGCCUGGCUUUUGACACACUAUUCCUUGAACGUCAUCAUUUCUUUUCGUCAUUUGACCACUAUUUCAGACUAGAACUAACGUCGGAAAAUCUUACGACACUCUUCAAAGCACUGGACUUACUUGUUGACACGGUUGAUGAAGACGAUCGCCUUGCAAAGUUCAUGUCGAAAUUCAUGAAGCGAAUCCACGAGUGCUUUGGCGAACGCUUUGAUAACGUCCAAGUCAGUCGUUUGAAGCACGAAAGGCAAAGCAACGCUACAUAUUUGAUUGGAUUUCGAACUAAGCGGGAAUGGUCGAAUCCAAUAACUGUUGGUCCUGUGGCGACGGAUCCGGCCUCCAAAGGUUUCCGAUCACUAUGGAAAGAGAAAACGCAGCUCAGGAAAUUUGCUGA